This is a messenger RNA of Ilex paraguariensis (yerba mate), 2344 nucleotides long. NCBI's taxonomy places the organism in Eukaryota, Viridiplantae, Streptophyta, Magnoliopsida, Aquifoliales, Aquifoliaceae. The record is from the annotation of a GenBank genome assembly.
AUGGCAACUGCAACUAUGGCCACGGCUGCUGGUGCAGCUGCUCUUUUGUAUUAUACAUUAAAUAAGAAAUUACAAUCAAGUAGAACGUCAGGAGAUAAUGAUAAUGAUGAUGAAAAUGGUAUUGAUGUGCAUAAUCAUGCUCCUCUAGGGAUUGAGCGGGUUUCCCAUAGACUUAUUCAAGCCCCUGCCACAUGGUUGGAUACAAUUUCAACAUUAUCUGAGACUCUUAGGUUUACUUAUUCUGAGACCUUAGGGAAGUGGCCCAUAGGGGAUUUGGCUUUUGGGAUCAACUUCCUCUUAAAAAGACAGGGAAACUUACAUGUCAGCAGCAUAUUUGGUGCUAAAGAUAGUUUACAACUUAAAGGGCCUGAAAUGGCUGCAGAGCUUAGAUAUCUCUUAAACUUGUUGACCUUAUGCUGGCAUUUCUCGAAAAAACCCUUUGAAGUAUUUUUAGAGGAGACCGGCUAUCCCCAAGAAAAUGUUCUACUUCAGGAACCCAAAGCUGGAAUUUUGAAGCCAGCUUUUACGAUAUUGAUUGACCACAAAACAAAGUUGUUCCUUCUAUUAAUUCGUGGGACGCAUAGCAUCAAAGAUACACUGACUGCCGCUACUGGUGCAGUGGUACCAUUCCAUCACACGGUUGUGCAUGAAGGAGGAGUUAGUAAUUUAGUCUUAGGCUAUGCACAUUGUGGAAUGGUUGCUGCUGCUCGGUGGAUUGCAAAACUCGCAACUCCUUGUCUUAUAGCAGCACUCCACAAAUAUCCUGAUUAUAAACUUAAGAUUGUAGGACAUUCAUUGGGCGGAGGCACUGCAGCACUUUUAACAUAUGUAUUGCGUGAGCAGAAGGACUUGUCAACUACUACAUGUGUUACAUUUGCUCCAGCUGCUUGUAUGACCUGGGAACUCGCGGAAUCAGGCAAUGAAUUCAUUACUUCUGUUAUUAAUGGAGCUGAUUUAGUGCCAACAUUCUCAGCUGCUUCAGUGGAUGACUUGCGUGCUGAGGUGACAGCUUCUGCUUGGCUGAAUGAUCUGAGGAAUCAGAUUGAGCGGACCAGAAUUCUUAGUACUGUCUAUCGUUCAGCAUCGGCACUAGGAUCUCGUCUUCCAUCCAUUGCCAGUGCUAGAGAAAAAGUUGCUGGGGCUGGUGCAAUGUUGCGUCCAGUUUCGAGUGGUACACAGGUUGUGAUGAAAAGGGCCCAAAGCAUGGCUCAAGCAGCAUGGUCACGCCCUAACCUUCGCUUAUCCUCAUGGUCAUGUAUGGGUCCCCGUCAUCGAGCCACAGCUGCUCGUACAAGCUCAAACAAAUUGGGGAAAUCUCCAGAACAUUCUUCCACAAUAAUAGAGACUUCUGAUCCUCUACUUACAUCCACCCAGGAGACUACUAGUAUUGAGACUGUAGGACUUCCAGCAUCGUCCUCUGAUGGAAUGGUAUGGAAUUCAGAAAUUGAAUGUUCUUGUUCAGAUGAUAUGGUUCUGCAAAGUGAUGUGGAUGGUGGUCUUCGUGGUGGUGAGGAUCUCAUGGACCAUGGCAGACAUGAAGACCACAUGACUGAAGUUGAUUUAUGGCAACAUCUUGAACAUGAGCUAUAUGAUCGAACAGAAGAAGAGGAAGCUGAUGUGGCAAAGGAAAUAAGGGAAGAAGAAGCAGCCGCCAUUGCAGAGGUUUGUGAGAGCCAGCCCGAAAGCUCUGUGCCAGAGACAAAGGAGGUGCACAGAUUUUUCCCUCCAGGAAAGAUCAUGCAUAUUGUUACACUCCCUUUGGAUAAGCCAAGGGUUGAAAGUGCUAACACUUCCUCCACUGACAUUGACAUGAACAAUGGCCAGCUGGCUGAGACCAAGGUGAGGAUUUUUCUCACCUCUAGGUCCCUGUAUAGCAAGCUGAGGCUGUCACAGACUAUGGUCAGUGAUCACUUUAUGCCAGUUUAUAGAAGACAGAUUGAAAAGCUGAUCACAGAACUUGAGAAGGAAGAAACUUCCGAACAUCAUUUGAGCGAAAAACCUGAAGUGGUGUUAUAGGGAGAAGGGCAAUUGAAAUAGUAUAAGCAGCAGCAGCAGCAGCAGCAGCACCAACCAUGUUUAGGGCAUACUUGAUUUAUAUUUCGUACUUUUAGGUUUCAAUUUAUCUUCAAACCAUAGUCUAAAGCCUGCAUAGGCAAAGCAUGGUAAUUGACAAGUGUUGCUUUGACCUGGAGCCCUUUGAGACAUCCAUGGAUGAACAACGUUGGGAGCUUAUACUUUUCAGAUUGGAUACAGCUUUUAGAAUUUAUAUCAUGUAUACAUACUAAUUUAGGUUUGAGAUCUUUGGAUUCUUGUGUAUGUUACUUUUAACGUAGUUCAAUCUAAU